AUGGUCGCUGUCAAAAGAGAAGGAGGUGGAGGCAACAAAUCUAAAGGCGGAGGAGGAGGUGGUGGUGGUGGCGGCGCCAACAACAACAAUCAGAAGAAGAACGGACCCACACAUCCAGCGCUCUACUAUUCCAACAAACGUAUGAUGAAGAUUCUCCGCUGUGACGAGGCCGAUUUGGAGGUGUUGAAACACGGCGCMGCGAAGAUUGUGAAGCACAACCCACAGGUCAAUCUUCGGGUUCUACGCUGGGAGCUUUCCGAUCGGGAGCCGGAGUGGAAGGAGAUGUUGAGCGGGGAGAGAUGGGAAGGAGAGGAGUAUCAAGGAGAUGACUUGGACCCUGCGGGUUUUGAGAAAGACAUUGCAAAUGUCAUCAUCAAACUCAAGGCCCUUGCCAACAACAAGGUCACCGUGGAGAAGAAGAAAAAACGAGCCAAGAGAGGGGGUGCUCCAAGAGAAGGUGGAGGCGGUCGUCGUGGAUAUGGGGGUGAUGGAGGUGGUCGUCGUCGUCAAUAUGGAGGUGGUGGAGGUGGAGACUCAGACACAGAAGGCGGCGGUGGAGGUGAAGGAGGCGGUAGAGGUAGAGGCGGCGGCAAUGAUGAUGAUGAUGGUGGUGGCGGUGGAAAUCCCGAGAACUACAUGAUGUCUGGGGGAUUGAGGAGUGAGACUCCUUGCCYACGACCACGAAAGCCACCUCCGACGACGUUCAAAAAGCUGGAUUGGCUACACAAGGACGCCGAUCCUGAAGACGAAAGCUCACUUUUUGUGGGCAAGAAUGAGGAGCAGGAAGAGCAGGACCUCUACCCGUCUUCUGCUGCAAAUUUGAGACCUCAGCCAGACUUUCUUCGAGAAUUCGCUACGGAGUCCACCCCAACGCCGGCAAGCCGCCGCAACCAUCCCAAUCGCAUGCUACAAGACGAAGAUACCAACACUGGCUUUGUUGGGGUCUUCGAUGCGGCUCGUAGGAGACAUGAAUUUGGAGGGUAUGAAUGGCAGCAAGCCGGCCAAAGGUGGAACUAA
Ramularia collo-cygni is the source of this 1017-nucleotide messenger RNA. RefSeq lists its product as uncharacterized. The record is from RefSeq and is a predicted model, not a curated record. Lineage: Eukaryota; Fungi; Ascomycota; Dothideomycetes; Mycosphaerellales; Mycosphaerellaceae. Bases 1 to 1017 code for a protein of 338 amino acids. The transcript has a single exon.